Magnolia sinica is the source of this 1491-nucleotide messenger RNA. RefSeq names its product GDSL esterase/lipase At1g29670-like. Gene Ontology annotation, molecular function: hydrolase activity, acting on ester bonds. The transcript is spliced from 5 exons. Lineage: Eukaryota; Viridiplantae; Streptophyta; Magnoliopsida; Magnoliales; Magnoliaceae. The coding region runs from base 64 to 1161 and encodes 365 amino acids. The record is from RefSeq and is a predicted model, not a curated record.
UCCCACACCACCUUUUUCCACUUACUCUCUUUCUCUCUCACCUUUUUUUCUUCUUCUCUUUUCAUGGCUGGUGUAAUUAGGCAAAUUUGGGUGGUGGGGAUCUUGUUCUUGGUCUCGGUUUCCCUCCAUGGGGCCCGAUCAGAACCACAAGUUCCUUGCUACUUCAUCUUCGGUGAUUCAUUGGUCGACAAUGGCAAUAACAACAGGAUCGCUUCGUUGGCGAGAGCCAACUACCAGCCUUAUGGGAUUGAUUUCCCUGCUGGGCCCACCGGAAGGUUUUGCAACGGUCGGACCACGACUGAUAUCAUCGCUCAGCUGUUGGGCUUCGAUGAUUUCAUUCCACCUUAUUCAAAUGUAAGAGGCCGAGAGAUUCUAACAGGCGUAAAUUACGCGUCUGCCGCUGCUGGAAUCAGGGAAGAAACUGGGCAACAAUUGGGAGAUCGCGUCAGUAUGAGUGGGCAGCUACGUAACUACCAAGCAACAGUUCAAGAGGUGGUGAAUAUAUUGGGAGAUGAAGAUUCUGCAGCUAAUUACCUAAGCCAGUGCAUUUUUACAGUUGGAAUGGGCAGCAACGACUACCUUAAUAACUAUUUCAUGCCUGCUGUUUACUCCACCAGCAGGCAAUACACUCCAGAACAGUAUGCCGAUGUUCUCAUCCAGCAAUUUUCUCAGCAACUUCAGACAUUAUACAAUUAUGGGGCGAGGAAAGUGGCAGUGUUUGAUGUGGGACUAGUCGGGUGCAGCCCGAGCGAAUUGGCUCAAUACAGCCCUAAUGGUGCCACAUGCGUCGACAGAAUCAAUAGCGCCAUCCGGAUAUUCAAUGCCAGGCUCCGAUCUCUCAUUGAUGACAUCAACAAUAGUCUCGACGGUGCGAAAUACAUCUACAUAAAUGGGUAUGGGAUUUUUGCGGAUAUCCUUAGUCGUCCAUCGUCUCACGGUUUUACAGUUACAAAUAGGGGAUGCUGUGGGGUCGGCAGAAACAACGGUCAGAUUACAUGCCUACCUCUACAAACUCCGUGCCAAAACAGAGAUGAAUAUAUCUUCUGGGAUGCUUUCCAUCCAACGGAGGCUUUCAACGUGAUCUUUGCUGGGAGAUGUUACAGUGCCCAAUCUUCGUCCGACGCAUACCCCAUCGACAUCCGUCGCCUCGCUCAGCUGUAAUGAUGAUGGAUGAUGGACGGUGAUGAUGAUGAUAAUAAUGGUGAGUCGGAUCUUAGUAGUAGUCUCCAAUUUCUAUCUAUACUAUGGUAAUAAAUGUGACUUGGUAAUAUAGGUAGAGCAUGGAUGAUAGGUCCAUUUCGUACUAGAGUGCUUGCACAUGAAAUGCACUAGGGUUGUGACCAUAUAGUCUUUGGUUAAAAAAAAAAAAAAAAAAAAAAAGCUUUUUGGGUUUGUGAUGUUAGUACCAUCGUACUCAAAUUGGGUCUUGGGUGCUUGAAUUCUUUUGUAAGAGGAUUUUUCCAAGUGAAAUAGAUUGUAUGUUUUGCUUAA